CAAAGGUAUAGUCCCACACCAUCCCGUCUACCUGAUCCUUGAGUCCCUGCCCUUGAAUCAUCAGCCUCUGGUUGGUGACAAUCAGUAACUUGCCAAGAUGGGAGGAGGAGACUUGAAUUUGAAGAAAUCAUGGCAUCCCGCAACCCUUCGGAACCAGGAGAAGGUAUGGAAAAAGGAACGGGAAGCGGAGGAGGAGCGCAAGAAGAUGGAUCAACUUCUGAAAGAGAAAAACGAAGAACGGCAAAUGAUGGAGCUCCAAGCGCUAUCGGAGGCCGCCGGGAAAGUCAAGAAACGCACGGAGAGACUUGACUGGAUGUAUUCUUCAGCCGGAGGUGGAAACAAGGCAGUCGAUGAGGAUCGAGAAGCAUACUUGCUCGGUAAAAAGCGGGUCGACAAGUUGGUUGAGCAGGGGAAAACUAUUCAAGAGAUCGAAUCUAGCGCUUCAUUCGACCGAGCGAAUGUGUACGGGGUUACCGCAAACACCGUGCGUGACACGCAGGCAAAAAUUCGUGAGGACCCCUUACUAGCGAUCAAAAAGCGCGAGCAUGCGUCGUUGCAAGCUGUCCUCAACAACCCCGUUGAAUUGAAAAAACUAAAAGAGGCCAAGUCUGGAAAAAAGGACAGAGGAAGCAAGAAGGACAAGAAAGAAAAAAAACACAAGAGAGAGAAAAAGAAGCGCGUGAGGGACGAAGACAGCGAUAGUGAUUCCAGUCAAAACACUGAACUGCGUAGGGCUGCUAAAAGCACGAAAGUUGACAUUGCUGUGCACGGCCGAGAGAACGGCCGAAGCAAUGGUCAUCAUAACCGACGAUCCCGCUCUCGGUCAUUUGGGCGCUCGACAAGACGAUCUUCGUCCGUAGAACGUAAUCGAUAUAGAAGACGUUCUCCUUCGGUUUCCGGCGGGUGGUUUUCGCGACGUUCCCCCUCACCUGCGAGGAGAGGGACAUUCAGAAGGGCAUCUCCCUCUGCAUCCAUAGAGAGAACAUCACGACCUUCUCCAUCGCCAGUAAGAAGUAGAAUGUGGAGGCGAUCUCCUUCCGGAUCGAUCGAAAGGCCCUCCCGCCGUUCUCCAUCAUUGCCAAGAGAACGGCCGAGAAGGAAGUCACCAUUCCGAUCACCAUCCCCUGUGGGAGAACGUGGUGGAAGACGCUCCCAACCACGGGACGGCAGAUCGUUUCGAUCACCUCCUGAGUCCAGCCGACCAAACCAUAUGUCGCCGCGAAGACGGCGCUCUUCACCUUCUCCACGUCCACCUGUUACCGAUGGCAAACAGCAUGAUACCCGUCAAUCACCUCCAACGCCAUCUGCCGAAAGCCUGUCCAAAACGAAUACCGUGCUAAGUACCGCUCAUGCAGAGUAUGAGGCUCGGAAGAAGGCCUUAGAGAGCGAACGUGAACGCCGGUUAGCUGAGAUGAUGAAUAAUGCUCAGGAAUGGGACGCGGCGCGGACUAAGCGCGUUGAGGAAGAGCGUAGACAGGAUGCAGAAGAGCAUGCGCGUGACAUGGACGCAAGAAUGAAGAGGUUGGAAAGAGCUGGAGGAGCGCAGGGCGAGAGCUUUCUCAGAGAUCUCCACAGGCAGACAUUCUCCGGAGAAAGCGCCAGCGCUGCCGACAUGAUACGGAGAAAUAAAGCAUUUGCACAGAGGGCGGGAGGCUUUCUCUCGAAGUCGUAGAGGGAAUCCUUCCCGUAUUAUAUGAGACUAGGCUAGCUGCUAUUGAUUUUACUCUGUUUAUAGUAAAUAUGCUAUUAUACUUGGGUUGUGUAUAUGCGAACAAUGAUCGUACUUAUGACUAUCUACAAG
Molecule: messenger RNA, 1801 nt
Organism: Spizellomyces punctatus DAOM BR117
Lineage: Eukaryota; Fungi; Chytridiomycota; Chytridiomycetes; Spizellomycetales; Spizellomycetaceae
Product: U2-type spliceosomal complex subunit CWC25
Exons: 2
Coding region: 98-1672 (524 amino acids)
Biological process (GO): mRNA splicing, via spliceosome
Cellular component (GO): U2-type spliceosomal complex
Source: RefSeq, a predicted model, not a curated record